Molecule: messenger RNA, 1626 nt
Organism: Aspergillus aculeatus ATCC 16872
Lineage: Eukaryota; Fungi; Ascomycota; Eurotiomycetes; Eurotiales; Aspergillaceae
Product: Zn(II)2Cys6 transcription factor domain-containing protein
Exons: 2
Coding region: 1-1626 (541 amino acids)
Biological process (GO): regulation of DNA-templated transcription
Molecular function (GO): zinc ion binding; DNA-binding transcription factor activity, RNA polymerase II-specific
Source: RefSeq, a predicted model, not a curated record
AUGACGGGGAGACCCCAAGCUGCAAGGUCCCGCAAUGGCUGCAUCACCUGCAAGAUUCGUCGCGUGAAAUGUGACGAGCAAAGGCCCGAGUGCAAUCGGUGCGUGUCCACUGGAAGAACCUGCGACGGCUAUCAGGAUGGGUCCCAGUCCCAAUCUCAGGCCCGGAAACCCUGCUCCCUGCGGAUCAUCCAGCAUAUCCCGCCGGGUCGGAAGAUCCAGCCUGCAGUGCAGCUGAAUGUCGAUGAGCAUCGCAGUCUGGAAUUCUUCCACCACUAUACCCUACCGGGUCUAGGACCAGAGGUGGGCUCGUAUCUGUUGCAGGCAACGACCAGUGAGCCAGUUAUCCGAUUCGUGGCUAUGGCGGUGGGCUCCGUGCACCGCUCCUUCGCCUUCUUAAGCGACGAAGACACCACCUUCACUCUGCUCCACUACAACAAGGCCAUCCGACAGCUGGUGACGUCUCCACAGAGCAAAAGCACCGUCCUCCUUGCCUGUAUCCUGUUCUUCUGCUGCGAGUGCCUGCAAGGCCGCUACAAGACCGCCAUCCAACAUGCCCUGUCUGGGCUGCGAAUUCUCCAGCAGCAACAGUUGCUCCCCCCUAGCUCUCUCGAGAGGGCUCCAGCAGCGGUCUCCUCGCUCUUCCACGCUGUCCAGAGCCAGGUGCUCGAAAUCGAGGGCAUGGAAGGGCUGGACCCUGACUUGCAGCCCAAGCUGUCGCCACCUGCUUUGGACGCCAAUUCUCUUCAAGAAGGUUUCCCACUCGACGUGAGAGACCACCAACGCAUCUUCCGACAACUAUACUAUCGGUUUGUGCAAAUCGACGCCCUAAUCGAGGCAUUCGAGUCAAUCCCCAACGACCACUCCCCAGCACGUGUCGCACACGAACAGCAAUUACUGGCUGAGUGGUUCCGGGUCCGCGCUGACCUCAAAACGUGGAUGCACGACUUCGACCGCCAGAAUAUCCAUGCGUGGCAGAUAGACCCACGCACCACAUCUCUCCACGCACAUUCCAUCGCCAUCCUCAAAGCCUGGAAGCUGCUGUUCAGCAUGUACUUCCGGAUGGAGUGGCCGCCGUCCGAGCUGGCCUGGGACCGAUUCACCCCAGACUUCCAAUCCAUCGUCUCCCUGACAUCGGCCGUCACAGGCGACGUAACCGCACUUACCGUCCCGUCAGCCCCUCCUACCACCAGACAAGACAGAAAAUUCCCCCCGCGCCGAUCUGCACCGCCGCCACUUCUUCCAACCCCACCACCCCCAGCUCCAUCCCAACCCACCUUCACCCUCUCCCUGGGCUUCCUCACCCCGCUCUACAUCUGCGCCACCCGCUGCCGGGACUCGACGAUCCGACACCACGCUCUCCGGCUGCUCGAGACCUGUCGUCGGCGCGAAGGGGUGUGGGACUCCGACCUCGCCGCCCGGGUGGCGCGCCGCGUCAUUGCGAUCGAGGAACAGGCGGCCGGCGUGGAGCCGGGAAUUGCUGUAUAUCACCCUGCGGAUAUCAGCUUGGAAGCGCGCGUGCGGUCGUCGUCGCCGCAGUUCGCGGAAGGGCGGAAGGCUACCCUGCGGUAUGUUGGGGGAAGUAGUGGACCUGAGGUUAGGUUGAUGGAGGAGACGAUCGUUUGGUGA